This is a messenger RNA of Actinia tenebrosa (Australian red waratah sea anemone), 974 nucleotides long. RefSeq names its product protein FAM135A. Gene Ontology annotation, biological process: lipid metabolic process. The record is from RefSeq and is a predicted model, not a curated record. Lineage: Eukaryota; Metazoa; Cnidaria; Anthozoa; Actiniaria; Actiniidae.
UUCGAAUAUCAUUUUCGUGAUCGAGUGGUCAAAAUAUGUUGUUUCGUUUUCUAACAGGGUUAUGGCUGAUGCAAAAGUGGAAGAAAUCUGAAGCAUUGACACAGCUCUCACUGCACGACCAUGAAGAUCUUCGUCAGACGUGUAUCUACCGUCUCAGCCAAUCAAAAGGCUUGGAGUACUUUAAGAACGUUCUACUAGUCAGUUCAGUUCAGGAUCACUACGUUCCUUAUCAUUCAGCUAGAAUUGAAAUGUGUAAGGCUGCAUCGAAGGACACCUCAGAAUAUGGAACAAUUUAUCGAGAAAUGAUAAGCAACCUGUUAACGCCGCUGAAAAACAAGAAAAACACAAAUUUUAUCCGUUACAGCUGCUACCACGCCCUGUCAAGUUCAGCCAACUCGUUCAUCGGUCGGGCGGCUCAUAUAGCCAUGCUUGACUCGGAACUUUUUAUCGAGAAACUUUUACUAGUAUCAGCUCAAGAUUAUUUUAAAUAAUAACUAGCUUUGAAUAAUCAAUUGAAUCUGUAAAAAAAUGUUUCUAGAAAAAUCCUCAGUUGAGGCUGGCGCGGAUGGCCUGGUUUUGAUUUAAGAACAAUUGCGUUGUGACGUAGUUUCGAUUCACCAGAUUUGCUCCAAAUAACUGCACCAUGUGUAAAGAAGUUUAAAAUCUUCCGGUAGCACCUUCUUCCAUAUUAUCUCCUAAAAACAAAUUGAAGGGAAAUUUUAUGAGGUAAAAAUAUAAGAAAUACUUUAAAAAACUGACGUCACACAUUGAGAUUAAAUUCAGAUUCAGGCCCUUCUCGGAAACCUCAUUUUGAAGUAAAAUGUUCUACUUUACCGAUCGAUAUAGCUUAGGAAACCGGUAUUCUACUCCACGAAGGAAUAUAAGCCUAGACGUACAAUUAGGGCUGAUUUUCAUAGGUUAAGGUUUGUAAAUUUUCAAAAUUUAAUAUUUCAUAAAAAUUGCUGAAUUUCAAA